AUGGAAACUUCCAUAGAAACAACACCUCGGCAGUCGCCAUUUCAUUACUUUUUGGCACCUAACGAAGAUGUGGGCAAUAAAGAAUUGCAUAAAAGAUCAGCCAUAAUUGAAAGAGGCGGUAUCUUAUAUGAGGUGUAUCGCACUUCAUCGAUAGCCUGGGGACAUGUGGAUCUCGCUGCAGCCGGAGCAGCUGUCGAGCCCGCCGUCACCGAGACAAAUGAACACGCCGAAGCUCCACCCAUUCAGCAGCUUCUGUGCAGACUUUCGCUGUACCACCGACUUUUUAACUGGCAACCGCAACAUCCUGAACACGAUUUCACCUUCAGUAUAGAUCUUCACAGCAUUUUUAGGAUGCAUCAUCCAUCUCUUGCUUCCGAAAUCCGAAUCGAGAGUCUACGCCAUGAAAAGAAAAAGUAUUCUCAGAAAUGGAUAUGGGUAGUCUUACCAACUGCAGCAAACAGAAAAAUUGGAAUUUAUGCUGGUAAUAGAGAAAUACAUUUACUGUCAGCUGCUGACUCACCAAAAUUUCAUAAUACCGCAUACCUGCGUACUCAGGAUGAUCCAAUUCCAAGAGAUCUAAAUCCACGCAAAUUCCCUCAUCUGCCGGAGCAAGUGAGGCGACAUCGACGGCAAUACCUCAUGUAUGUAGUCGGAUCCACCACCCCAUCGCGUGUUGAAGGUCCAUCAUCGAAGCACAUGGACCGUCCUUUCAUUACAGCUAGUUUAGAAGGAUCAUCACUCCUUACACAGACUUGA
This is a messenger RNA of Rasamsonia emersonii CBS 393.64, 756 nucleotides long. RefSeq lists its product as uncharacterized. NCBI's taxonomy places the organism in Eukaryota, Fungi, Ascomycota, Eurotiomycetes, Eurotiales, Trichocomaceae. The record is from RefSeq and is a predicted model, not a curated record. The coding region runs from base 1 to 756 and encodes 251 amino acids. The transcript has 4 exons.